AAGCAUUAAAACCACAAACAACAACAUGGUGGUUCAGUCCAUUUUCUUUGCAAGAAAAAGCCUUCCUUUCCGUGCCGCCGUUGCUGUUUGCCCUCCUCCUCCGGCUGUCUGCGACGGCGAGCCAUAAACAUUCCCUGGGCUUUGCUCUCUCCUUCAGCAAGAUGCUCGCUCGGAAAUAUCCGCUCCUUCCCCCCACCUGCUCGGUCUGGAUGGUACAGUCUGCAGAGGGACUCCUGUAAUGUAGCUCAGUUUGUCAAUCCCUUACAGAUGCCGAACAGUGAUUACUCCGCUGUAUAAUUGAAAUAAUUUUGGAUUUGUGAUGAUAGCUUAACCAAGUCUGAAGGAAGCGAUGAUCAUGUAGAUGCCAACAGCCUGGGUGCAGCAUAAUGGGAAACGGUGAAUGGGGUGGAACUGGUCUGCAACCUUGAAAGCAGCCAUUCUGUGGACAGAGACACAUCAGUCAUUCCUCGCUUUCUCAACUGUUACUACUGGCGGCAUAAAGUGGAUUCGUUCUACUGUUUAGGCCGGAACUUGAGUUUCCACCCUUGCAAAUUUUCGAGCUGCAUACAGUGCAGUGUGGAGCAAUACCAUCAGCAACAAUGGGUGACAUGACAAAUAGCGAUUUUUAUUCAAAGAACCAAAGAAAUGAGGCCAAUCAUGCAGGAGAAUUUGGGUGCACGCUUCUGGAUCUGCGCUCCCUCAUGGAACUUCGAGGAACAGAAGCAGUAGUAAAAAUUAAAGAGACAUAUGGGGACACUGAGGGCCUCUGCAGACACUUGAGAACAUCGCCAACAGAAGGAUUGCCUGGCACUGCUGCUGACUUAGAUAAAAGAAAGCUAAUUUUUGGGAAAAACUUUAUACCUCCAAAGAAGCCAAAAACUUUCUUACAGUUAGUCUGGGAAGCGUUACAGGAUGUGACUCUUAUCAUUUUGGAAAUAGCAGCCAUCAUAUCUCUUGGGCUCUCAUUUUACCACCCACCUGGAGAGGAAAAUGAAGCCUGUGCUACUGCAUCAGGAGGAGCUGAAGAUGAAGGAGAGGCAGAAGCUGGUUGGAUCGAAGGUGCUGCCAUUCUGCUCUCUGUUAUUUGUGUGGUACUUGUCACUGCCUUUAAUGACUGGAGCAAAGAGAAGCAAUUCCGUGGGCUUCAAAGUCGUAUUGAGCAAGAACAGAAGUUUACUGUGGUCCGGGGUGGACAAGUUAUUCAAAUCCCAGUAGCAGAGAUAGUAGUUGGUGACGUUGCACAGAUAAAAUAUGGUGACCUUCUACCUGCUGAUGGGGUGUAUAUUCAAGGAAAUGACCUUAAGAUUGAUGAAAGCUCUUUAACUGGAGAAUCAGAUCAAGUCCGCAAAUCUGUUGACAAAGAUCCAAUGCUGCUUUCGGGUACACAUGUCAUGGAAGGUUCUGGAAGAAUGGUUGUUACUGCUGUAGGAGUUAAUUCUCAAACAGGGAUCAUCUUUACUCUGCUAGGCGCUGGUGAAGACGAGGAGAAGAAAGAUAAGAAAGUAGAUUCUUCCCAUACCUCCUUCCAUCCUCCUUCAACUACAGAUGGGGCAGCAGGUGCAAAUGCCACAGAUAAUGCAAAUGCCAGCUUAGUCAAUGGCAAAAUGCAGGAUGGGAAUAUGGAGAACAACCAGAAUAAAGCCAAACAGCAGGAUGGUGCUGCUGCAAUGGAGAUGCAGCCACUGAAGAGUGCUGAAGGUGGAGAUGGAGACGAUAAAGACAAGAGGAAAGCCAACAUGCAUAAGAAAGAAAAAUCUGUCCUCCAAGGGAAGCUGACUAAAUUGGCUGUCCAGAUAGGGAAAGCAGGUUUGGUGAUGUCUGCCAUCACUGUCAUCAUCUUAGUAUUAUACUUCACUGUUGAAAACUUCGUAGUCAGCAAGAAGCCAUGGCUGCCUGAAUGCACACCUAUCUAUGUUCAGUAUUUUGUUAAGUUCUUCAUAAUUGGUGUUACCGUGCUUGUAGUUGCUGUUCCAGAAGGACUUCCACUUGCAGUUACUAUUUCCCUCGCUUACUCUGUAAAGAAAAUGAUGAAAGAUAACAAUCUGGUCCGUCAUUUGGAUGCGUGUGAGACGAUGGGUAAUGCUACAGCCAUCUGCUCUGAUAAAACAGGGACGUUAACCACCAACCGGAUGACAGUAGUACAAGCGUACAUUGGAGAUACCCAUUACAAAGAGAUCCCUGACCCAGAUUCCAUUCCAGCCAAAAUUCUGGAUUUGCUGGUUAAUGCAAUUGCCAUCAACAGCGCUUACACUUCAAAAGUUCUGCCACCAGACAAGGAUGGUGGUCUACCUCGCCAGGUUGGCAACAAGACAGAGUGUGGAUUGCUGGGGUUUGUCUUGGACCUAAAGCAGGAUUACCAGCCUGCCCGGAAUCAAAUACCUGAAGAGAAGCUCUACAAAGUGUACACAUUUAACUCUGUGAGAAAAUCAAUGAGUACUGUCAUCAAAAUGCCAGAUGAAAGUUUCCGAAUGUACAGCAAAGGAGCUUCUGAAAUUGUCCUAAAGAAGUGUUCUAAGAUUCUUAAUUCAGCUGGCGAGCCUCGCAUCUUCAGACCUCGUGAUCGGGAUGAGAUGGUAAAGAAAGUGAUUGAACCUAUGGCCUGUGAUGGAUUGAGAACUAUCUGUGUUGCUUAUCGAGACUUCCCCAGCAGCCCUGAACCAGACUGGGAGGAUGAAAACGACAUUCUAUCUGACCUGACCUGCAUUUGUGUGGUUGGCAUAGAAGACCCUGUAAGACCAGAGGUCCCAGAAGCCAUAAGAAAGUGUCAGCGAGCAGGAAUUACAGUCCGUAUGGUCACAGGGGACAACAUCAAUACAGCUCGUGCUAUUGCAAUAAAGUGUGGGAUAAUUCACCCUGGAGAAGAUUUCCUCUGCAUUGAGGGGAAGGAGUUUAACCGAAGGAUCCGAAAUGAGAAAGGAGAUAUUGAACAGGAACGCAUUGACAAGAUAUGGCCAAAACUUCGUGUCCUUGCUCGUUCAUCUCCCACUGAUAAGCACACUUUAGUCAAAGGUAUUAUUGACAGCACUCAAGUGGAGCAGAGGCAGGUUGUAGCAGUGACUGGUGAUGGAACUAAUGAUGGACCGGCACUUAAGAAAGCUGAUGUUGGCUUUGCAAUGGGUAUUGCAGGAACUGAUGUCGCAAAGGAAGCCUCAGAUAUUAUCCUGACCGACGAUAACUUUAGUAGCAUUGUGAAAGCUGUAAUGUGGGGUCGUAAUGUCUAUGACAGUAUUUCCAAGUUCCUGCAGUUCCAGCUCACAGUAAAUGUAGUGGCCGUAAUCGUUGCUUUCACUGGAGCUUGCAUUACCCAGGACUCUCCUUUAAAAGCUGUACAGAUGCUAUGGGUCAAUCUGAUCAUGGACACCUUUGCCUCUCUUGCUCUGGCUACGGAACCUCCUACAGAGUCGUUGCUCCUAAGGAAACCAUACGGCCGAAACAAGCCUCUUAUCUCCCGUACUAUGAUGAAGAACAUUUUGGGCCAUGCUGUGUAUCAGCUCACUCUCAUUUUUACCCUCCUUUUUGUUGGUGAAAAAAUGUUCAAGAUUGACAGUGGCAGGAAUGCACCACUCCACUCUCCGCCUUCUGAGCACUACACUAUCAUCUUCAAUACCUUUGUUAUGAUGCAGCUGUUCAAUGAAAUCAACGCACGCAAAAUCCAUGGUGAAAGGAAUGUUUUUGAUGGCAUCUUUAGAAACCCUAUAUUUUGCACUAUUGUACUGGGCACAUUUGUUGUGCAGAUAGUAAUUGUACAGUUUGGUGGUAAACCUUUUAGCUGUUCCCCUUUGGAGCUUGACCAGUGGAUGUGGUGUGUGUUUAUUGGAUUAGGUGAACUUGUAUGGGGUCAGAUCAUUGCAACUAUCCCAACGAGUAGGCUAAAAUUUUUAAAGGAGGCAGGAGGUCUUACAUUAAAAGAAGAGGCGCCUGAAGAGGAGAUGAAUGAAGAUGUAGAAGAAAUUGACCAUGCAGAAAGAGAACUUCGGCGUGGGCAAAUCCUCUGGUUCCGAGGGCUCAAUAGAAUCCAGACCCAGAUCGAAGUAGUCAAUACUUUCAAGAGUGGCACUUCCUUUCAGGGGGCUCUCAGGAGACAAUCCUCCGUCACAAGCCAGAACCAGGAUAUCCGCGUCGUGAAGGCAUUCCGUAGCUCUCUCUAUGAAGGGUUAGAAAAACCAGAAUCUAGAACCUCCAUUCACAACUUUAUGACUCAUCCUGAAUUUAGGAUAGAAGAUUCCCAGCCCCAUAUCCCUCUCAUUGAUGACACAGAACUAGAAGAAGACCCUGCACUCAAGCAAAACCCAAGUCCACCGUCUUCACUGAACAAGAACAAUAGUGCUAUCGACAGUGGAAUAAACCUUACAACUGAUACAAGUAAAUCAGCUACCUCUUCUAGUCCAGGAAGCCCGAUCCAUAGCCUGGAGACAUCACUUUAGCUGAAAAUGUCACUGCAAAAAUAUUAAUAUAAAUAUAUACAUAGAGAGAUAUGUAUAAACAAUGCUGGCUGAGAAGCUGUUUGAACUCCGGUUCACUUUGAGAGAGGGGGGGACAGAACGAACCACUGAUCACGAUGGUUUUGGGGGAUUUACAUAUGGCUGAUUUACAUAUUCCCCUCUUGCUCCCCCCCCCC
Podarcis muralis (Common wall lizard) is the source of this 4618-nucleotide messenger RNA. NCBI's taxonomy places the organism in Eukaryota, Metazoa, Chordata, Lepidosauria, Squamata, Lacertidae. The record is from RefSeq and is a predicted model, not a curated record.